Pocillopora verrucosa is the source of this 1478-nucleotide messenger RNA. Its product is annotated as fructose-2,6-bisphosphatase TIGAR-like. The record is from RefSeq and is a predicted model, not a curated record. NCBI's taxonomy places the organism in Eukaryota, Metazoa, Cnidaria, Anthozoa, Scleractinia, Pocilloporidae. Gene Ontology annotation, biological process: negative regulation of glycolytic process; regulation of pentose-phosphate shunt. Gene Ontology annotation, molecular function: fructose-2,6-bisphosphate 2-phosphatase activity. Gene Ontology annotation, cellular component: cytosol.
UGAAGAUUUCAGCUACCACUGAAAAGAAGGAUUGGGACCACAGUGAUUUUUGUAGAAAUGCAGUUCUUAAAGGAACAAUUCUCAUUUACAGGAUGAGAUACAAGAUCAUUUUUAGGGUGCAUUGAUGGUUGAAUUAUGAGAUAAAGCUGCUUCUUAGAAUGCAGAGUUGUUGCCCGAGAUGUUGAACCAAGCAGAACUUGGCUCAUGAGCAUGCAAAACCUUGGUUGAUCUUGAAUUGACAGGUAGUUAUUUAUAGCCCUUAAUAACAGGAAGUAAGUGACUAUUUUUACUAUUUUUACUAUUUAUGUAUCAAAUGCCACAGUGAUUCUUGUAGUAGAAAAUUUUGCAAAAAGAAAAAACAUAAAAACCAAACAAAACAACAAAAUAAAUAAAAGUAAUGGAUGAUGAAGCCAAGAAAUAGUGAAAGAGUUCAAUUUCCUCAUCACCCAAAUAGAGGAAAAAAGAAAAAAAAAGAGGAAAAAAAGGAAUGAAAACCUUUCCACACAACAACCGAAAUUUACCCAGGGUGCCUCUACCGCACAAAUCUAUUUUAUUUUGAUCGGGGUAGUGGUGGUGGUGGUGGAGGGGAGGCACGGGUGGGACAGAUGUUUCGUUGCCAUUAAGUAUCGUUGAGCAAAAUGGCGGACGCAACUGAUGCAGGGGAUAGCUGCUCGGCAUUUAUUCUUCUAACCCUUGUCAGACAUGGUGAAACUCCAGAAAACAAGGCAAACAUCAUUCAAGGGCAGACAGAUACUUUGCUCUCAGAUGAAGGUAUAAAACAAGCCCAACUUGCUGGAAACAAGUUAAAUGAUGAAGUUUUCUCUCACAUUUACUCAAGUGAUUUGAAAAGAGCUCGAAAGACUGCAGAGGAGAUUAUCAAUCAAAAUAAUUGCUGCUCUCAAAUGAAGAUUGUAGAGGAUUCUCGUCUGCGAGAGAGAGGUUAUGGUGUAGCAGAAGGAGUAUCCAACCAGAGGUUUAAACAAAUGGCAGCAGAGAACAAUAUGAAGACAAACAUAUUUACACCAAAGGGGGGAGAAACAGUUGCUGAACUCAAAGAAAGAGCAGCAAAGUUUUUGAACUCCAUAAUACAUGAAAUUGGAACUUCACACUGUAGUGACUCUAGCAGUUCCAUUCAGAAUGACAUUUGUGUCAAUGAUAGAAUCAUUGAUGAGCCACAGACCUCAAAAUGUGUCACACAAAAACAAGAAAAGAUGUCACAGCUAGCUAAUAUUCUGGCUGUUUCUCAUGGUGGACUCAUAAGGCAGCUUCUGCUCCACUGUAUGGAUGAUUUACCCUCAAAGUUUCCUCCAGGAUCCAAAAGGAGAAUUUCAUUUACUUCUCCAAACACUGGCCUAUCAAAGUUGAAAAUAUAUUUGAAAAAGGAAACAAAAUUACCAGAGUUUGUUGAGUGCUUUUAUUUAUACAAUGCAGAACAUCUUAGCUAAAAAAAAUUAAAUACAAAACAAGAAUUUCCCAAA